Molecule: messenger RNA, 1500 nt
Organism: Rhizoctonia solani
Lineage: Eukaryota; Fungi; Basidiomycota; Agaricomycetes; Cantharellales; Ceratobasidiaceae
Product: aminotransferase class I and II protein
Exons: 9
Coding region: 1-1500 (499 amino acids)
Biological process (GO): biosynthetic process
Molecular function (GO): transaminase activity; pyridoxal phosphate binding
Source: RefSeq, a predicted model, not a curated record
AUGAGUGCCGAUGUAUUACCACCAAGCGCAUUUUCCGUCGGGGGCUCUGAUGGGCUACUCUCAUGGAUCAUGUCCGCAUUUAGGAACAGGAGAGCAACAACCCAGAUAACAAUACCGAAGUAUGCUAAUCCCAAAGAUGGCCCCAAUGAGAUCCAGUUAUCUACAGCACUCCAAUACAGCAUGGUCGAAGGACUUCCAGCCUUCGUAGAUUUUGUUCGUAAUUUUACCUUACGGGUAUUCCAGCCCGUAUAUUCCGAUUUUCGCGUCCUUGCCAACUCCGGAAACACCGAUGGGUGGACCAAGGCCUGCACGAUCUUGUGUCAGCCUGGAGAAUUCAUCUUGACCGAAGAUUGGACAUAUCCGGGAGCACUGCUGUCGGCCUGGCCUUCAGGGGUGCGGCCCUAUCCAGUACCCAUGGAUAACUUUGGUAUGAUCCCGCGCGAAUUAGAACAGAUCCUUGAGCAGUGGAACGAGGUCGAUCACGAAGGGAAGCGACGCCCACAUGUCAUGUAUACUAUUCCCGUCGGGCAGAAUCCUACUGGUGCUGUUAUGGAUACCAAGCGCAAGCAGGAGGUUUACGAUAUUUGCGUGAAAUAUGAUGUCAUUAUUGUAGAGGAUGACCCCUAUUACUUCCUCCAAUAUCCAGAAUAUAGACGAAAGAGCGAAAGGAGCCUUCGUAGUCACAUUCCUGGCAAAGUCAGCCCCGAAAUGUCCCGAAAAUUCCUGGAUACGCUGGCCCCGAGCUACUUGAAGAUUGAUUACCAAGGCCGUGUGAUUCGCCUUGACACAUUCUCCAAGACCAUUGGCCCUGGAUGCCGCCUCGGUUGGACAACUUGCAAUGCGUUGUUCGCCACGGUGAUGGGAGACUAUAGCGCAAGCAAGACUAACCAGUCGAGCGGUAUAUCACAGGCUAUGGUUAUGCAGCUAGUCUCGAAACAAUGGGGCCACGAUGGAUACAUCCGUUGGUUGAGAGGUAUCGGGGCGCAGUAUACUGAGAGACGUAACCUGAUGCUGGACUCCCUCUUUGAAUCAUCAUCAUCUUCGGGGCUUGAGCUCGUCCAAAAUCAUGGGGUGUCACAAGAGACCGUUGCAGUGUAUGACGCGUAUGCCAAACCAAAUGGAGUCCUGUACGAUAGCCUUGACGAGAAAUUUCCACCCAAAGGCAAAACGUUAUUCAGUUUUUCUCUUCCAAACGCUGGGAUGUUCCUCUGGAUUAAAUUUCAUAUAAAGAAUCAUCGUGACUGGGUACCACACCCUACCUCUGGCUCGAAAUUGGAAGUAAAGCUUUGGACAGACCUUGCUGAGGCUGGAGUUAUGUUUGCCCCCGGAUACAUGUUCUCGACGGAUGAAGAUGAUUCACCCUCCCAUGAGGGUUUUGUUGAAUCUGACCUCCAGCCUGAAUAUGCACAUAUGCGUGUGUCCUUCUCGAGCUCUACGAAAGAAGAGAUUGCCAAAGCCAUGAAAACGUUUGUGGAGGUGACGCUAAAGUUCUUCCGAUAA